UUCCGCGGGAAAUGCAUUUUGACGAGCUGUCUUUUCCACUGGCUUGACAUCUUGACCACCCGAGAAACCUAUAUAGCGAAGAUUCCCGGUGCCUUCCUUUAUAUAGUCUCCUCCAGCAAGGAGACGGCAAACUGGGUCAUUGUUUGCGCCCAACCGGAGUCGGGCGUGAUCUCCGAACUUUGCAAAAGGACUAGCAUUGUACAGUAUUCCCGGCCUGGGCGGCCAAACUGCACCUAGAUGGCAAAGGUACUCCUUACCACCCUUGUAUGGAUAUACUCGUUAGCAGCGGGGCUCCAUGGGUUUCUGGCACCGAUUCUGCUUGUCGUAAUUCCGUCGCGGCAGGUGCUCCGGUUGAUAUUCCUCACCUACUUCUUCCAAUUCUGCCUACUACCUGCCUUGGUCCUCGUAUGGUACCGCGAUAGUAUCCAACCAGCCGCGGUCGAAGUCAAAAACCAGUCGUCCGAUGACGAAGACGAGACGAGGUCACUCCUCCCGAGCCCCACCUCCCGGGAUGACAGCGCCAACGGCAACGUCCUCCGCAACCGUCGCAACUCCGAAGCGCGCUCCCCAACCGCCACCUCCCCAGGAUCAGCGCUCCACUCCUCAGAGUCACAAGGUUUUUUCACGUUCCUUAAGAGCCGCAAGAUGCGCACGGCGCUGCUGGUGCUCUCGUUCGUGGCCAAUACCACCCUUUUUGGAUUGUGCAUGGAUUUCGUGUAUAGGCCGUAUCUGAAGGAGCAGCAUCGGGAUCUGCAGUUGACGCGUGUGGGCGCGGUUGGGAGCGAUUAUGCGAGGGUGUUUGUGAGAGCGCCUACGGAGGCGACGCUGGCGCUUGAGUUUACGCCGGCGAAGGAGGAAACAUGGGCUGUGUGCGAGUCGGGGGUGGUGGUUAGCGCUGCCAAUGAUUAUACCGCCAUUGCGACGUGCAAUCAGCUGGCGCCAAAGACGACGUACCAUUAUCGAUGGGUGAAAGCGGACGGACAGCCGCUGUUUGCGGAUACGAAGGCUGCGGACUAUCGGUUCAAGACUGCGCCUGUGGAUCUGGCGAAAGCGAAAUAUUCAUUCGCAUUCACAUCUUGUGUCAAGCCUGGGUUCCCAUACAUGACGAAGGGCAUCCAAGGCUUUCGCGAGAUGGGGAAACAAGACCUGUCGUUUGUCAUGUUCCUUGGUGACCUGAUCUACGCAGAUGCCCCUACCCUCUACGGCACGGACGUGGACACUUACCGCUGGCACUACCGGUAUCUCUACUCCCACGCCGAUUUCAGGGACACCUUCCGCCGAAUCCCCUUCCUCACAAUCUACGACGACCACGAAAUCCUCAACGACUGGGAGUUCGACCACGCUGACCCGUACCCCGCAGCCUUCAAGGCCUUCAACGAGUACGCGGGCCUCACUAACCCGCAAAAGGACGCGAACGAGUCGGCGAUCUUUGAGUAUGCGUUUGGGGAUACCGCGUUUUUUGUUAUGGAUACGCGUGGGUACCGGGAUCCGAAGACGGGGACGAUGUUGGGGGAUGCGCAGAAGAAGAGGGUGCAGGAUUGGUUGUUGAGAGUAAAGGACAAGUACACAAUCAAAUUCCUCGUCUCCUCCGUCCCAUUAACGCAGAACUGGCAAUGGGAGCAACGUGACACCUGGGCGGGCUACCUGCGGGAACGGCAGGAGAUCUUGGACUUCAUUUCGACGAAUGAUAUCCGCAAUGUGAUGGCUAUCAGCGGGGAUAGGCAUGAGGUGGCCGUUACGAAGCUGCCCGGGAACGUUAUUGAGUUUAGCACGAGUCCUCUACAAGCUUUCUACAGCCCAAUAGAAACCUACCGCGAAACCGCCGAAGACCAAAAGAUCUUCUCCUGGAGGCCCGGACGCAUUAAGUGGGGCAGGUUCACCAUCGAUACCACAAAGUCGACGCCGACCGCUACUUAUGCGUUGUUUGUGAAUGAUUAUCAAGGUAUGGUCCAUACGUAGGUCCUCGCGCGUACCCUCUCUGUUCCUGAGGAUUAAGUUGCUCUUUCCCUCUUUCCCAUUGUAGACACGCCUGUAUAUGAGAAGACGUUUGAGUUGCUUCCUUUGUAGGUCAAAUGUAGCUCCUAGAUAUUCUUCGAGAUUGGCAUCGGAAUGGGAUUGCUUCCACGGCGUGUUGAGCGUAUGUAUGUAGACAGCUGUCGCUUUAGUGUGAAUACAUAUAGUUCCGAACCACUUUUGCUGGUC
Molecule: messenger RNA, 2202 nt
Organism: Fimicolochytrium jonesii
Lineage: Eukaryota; Fungi; Chytridiomycota; Chytridiomycetes; Spizellomycetales; Powellomycetaceae
Product: PhoD-like phosphatase-domain-containing protein
Exons: 9
Coding region: 238-1959 (573 amino acids)
Source: RefSeq, a predicted model, not a curated record